Molecule: messenger RNA, 2305 nt
Organism: Microcebus murinus (gray mouse lemur)
Lineage: Eukaryota; Metazoa; Chordata; Mammalia; Primates; Cheirogaleidae
Gene: TEX13D
Product: TEX13 family member D
Molecular function (GO): mRNA binding
Source: RefSeq, a predicted model, not a curated record
UCCUUUUUGUGACGCGUCUUGCCGUCGCCUGAAGGAGGUUGGUGCGGUGAGGGAGAACAGCUUAGCUUUUUGUGAGGAGAAGGAGGGAGUGAGGGACGAAGGAGGCCAGGACUGGGCAAGGACUGAAGUAGGACUGAGUGGGAGGGGAAGGGCAGACCGGUUGGUGGCCGCAGCCCGCACCUGUGUCUGGUGGCGGCGUAAGCGGCGGCAAGGCUCCGGGAGGCGGUUACUUGACUAGGCCACAGCGGCCAUGGCUGUGGAGUUUGGGGACCACGCCAGCGGGUUCCGCCACAAUGAGGUGAUCAGGUUCAUCAACAAUGAAGUCCUCAUGAAUGGUGGCAGCCCAGACUUCUAUGUGGCCUUCCGCUCGCGACCCUGGAGCGAGGUAGAGGAUCGGCUUCGGGCCGUCGUGGCAGAUCCCCAGGUGCCGCGCGCCCUUAAACGGGCCUGUGCCUGGAGCGCGCUGGCCUUGAGUGUGCGAGCGGGUGCGAGGCAGCGGGAGCAGCAGACGCGCCGAGUCAGGCGGCUGCAGGAGCAGGUGGAGGAGCGCGAGUUGGCUUCCUGGGCUAUGGCGUCUGAGCUACAGCGGUUGCGCGACGAGCGUGAGGAUGCGGCCACACAGCUGUACUUCACACGGGCCGCUCUGCAGCAGGCAUUAAAUGAGCGUGAAAUGCUACGAGGAAGGCUGCUCCAGGUCCAGAGGUCAGCACAGGUCACCCCACUGGCCAUUGACAUAAUGCCUGUGAUGGGAGUUGAGCAGCAAGGGGCUGUAGCGUGUCCUCUGAAUACAGAUCAGCAGGGAGAGAUGGUGGUUGCAGGGGCACAGGGCGGACUGUAUUUUGAGACCCAGAUGCCAGCCCCGACAAGUGUUCUUUAUGUGCCAGGACCCCCAAGUCCCUGGGCCCAGGCCAUACAACCCCCUCUGCCAAUGCCAGGGCCAUACCCAUUACCAUACCAGGGACCAAUCCCAAUGGGAUUCCCAGUCUUGCCACCUCCACCACCUGCAGUAGUCAUGGAAGCAGAAGGAGCAGUAGUUCCACUUCAGAUGCCUCCUGUGGGGAUCUACCCACCUGGCCCUUGGGCUGCAGUGGGCUCCCAGGAGGACAUGGCAUCUCUAGGGUACCAGAGGGGCUACAUCCAGGAAGAAGGUUCUGUGGUCCAACAGGGGUCAGCCCCCCUAGGAGACAGCAGAAGCCACAGCCAGGAGGAAGGUUCAGAGAGGUCCCAGGGGGUACCCGUCCUGGACAACAGUGGGAACCGCAGCCAGGAAGUAGAUCCAGGGAGGUCCCAGGGAAUGUCCCUUCUCAAGGGUGCUGGGUGCCACAACCAGGAUGAUGCAGAGAAGCCCUCGGGGAUGGCCCCACUGGGGGACAGCAGAAGCUACAGCAAGGAAGAAGGUCCGCAGGAACCCCAGGGGAUGGGUCCCCUGGGGGAUAAAGAGAGCCAAAACCAGGAAGAAGGUCCAGUGAAGUCCGAGGGCACUGUCCUCCCCAAGGACAAUAAAAGCCAUAGCCAGGAAGAGGACCCAGAGGGGCCCAAGAAGACUGUCCCCCUGGAGAAGGGAAGCCACAACCAGGAAGAAGGUCCAAAGAGGCCUCAGGGGCCUCUCCCCCAGGGAGAAAGCAGAAGCUACAGCCAGGAAGACAAUCCAGGGAAGGCCCAGGGAAUGGCCCCCCUGGAGCAUAGCAAGAGCCAUAGCCAAGAAGGAGGUCUAGAGAGGCCCCAGGUGAAACCCCAGGGGGAUAGCUGGAGCCACCGUGUAAGAGAAAGUCCAAAGAAACAGCAGCCUCAAGGGCAGAAGGCCAAGCAACCAAAAGGGAAAAAAGCCUCAGAAUCUCAGCAACAGGAGAAGCCUGCCCCAGGUGGCAGUCCAGUGAAUUGGGUCUGCCCAUGGUGUAAAGCCAUGAAUUAUUCAUGGCGCACAGCCUGCUAUAAAUGCAAGAAAGCUUUUGUGCCAGUUGAGAGUUGAGGCGUUAACCUGGGACAAAGUCACUGAUUUCAGGAAGUUUUGCAGAUGGUGGAUUCCAGAUAGCUGCCACUGAUUGAUUGACACCCUGAAGAAGCUGAAGUCAUGAAGCCGCCUUUUUUCUCCACUGCCUUCUGUUUUCUUCUUAACCUCCUUUUCCUGAGAAUACCAUAUAUUUGUUUGUGAUUUUAGAGUUAUAAGUUGUGAUUUUAGAGUUAUAAGCUGUGUUGAAUUUUAGGAACAACACUUUUCUUUGAAAAUGCUAUUCCUGUUGUAGUGUUCAUGUUUGCUUUUUGUCAGUUUUAUUUGUUAUUUAUUUAUUUAUUUUUGGAGACAGAG